Molecule: messenger RNA, 1704 nt
Organism: Phytomonas sp. Hart1
Lineage: Eukaryota; Euglenozoa; Kinetoplastea; Trypanosomatida; Trypanosomatidae
Source: the annotation of a GenBank genome assembly
AUGGCUGAUAUUGCAAAAGCGAUUGUAUUCACGUCUUCCAAACACGCCGUGGAUUCUCUUGAAAAUACCCAAGCCGUAGUUGGACCUUCCCGGGAUUUUAGCAAUGCGGCGCACAUUUUAUCCUAUUACAAAACCCUUGGCUUUCAGGCGACCCAUUUUGCCCAGGCCUGCGAGAUUACGCAGCGCAUGUUCGAGCCGCAGCCCCCUUCCAAAAACUAUAUUUUUAAAGAGGGAGAGUUCGUCGAGUCCUGCCUGGAAACCUCUUCUCCUGAAGAAGCGGAGGGAAAAAAUAUUUCGCAGGCCCAUUCAGGGACGUUGUCUUCUUCGGAAAUUCACAUUUACCCCACCAUUUUUCUAGGAAUGACGGCAAAUUUGCUGGGAACGGGCUGUCGGGAGGCUUUGCAGUUUCUCCUUCAGGAGGGCGUUAAACCACGCGCGAAAAAUGGUAAAGCGGUGGAAUGUUCAGAAGACAUCGACCCGAAUAAUGCGAUCGAUUUUAAAUCACUUCGGCGAAUACCGUACAAAGAGCUCAUAACGAACCUACGCAAUGAUCGCGGGGAGGAGGACCUCGAGGGAUUAAAAGAACGCAUCUCGGAAGCGGAUCAGAAGGCCGCGGGAUCUUGCCGUAUGGACUCUUCUUUUUAUUCUUCUUCGGCGGCAGAGCAGCCGUUGAAUUAUAGUUUUCUCUCCGCGAUCGUUGUGAGUGGUGGCGGGAUGGAGCAUGAUCUACGCCGCGCGUGUGAGGCCUACCGUAUCACCGAGUACGUUAGCGAAGAAAUUUCCAAUAAACGAAGUCGACCUAAAGAAGGCGCUCGAUGUAGAACCGCGAUGAGUUCCAGUGGUAAAUUUGGAAACAUCAUUUAUGGCGUGCCGUCGAGCGAUCCAGGGGCGAAAGACGUGGAAAAGGAUUAUUCCGAGAUCCGAAGGGUCUCACUUUUUGACGUGCUCAUGCGGAAGUUCAUCGCAGCGCUCCUCGCACGGCAGGAAAGGCUCCAAAAAGAAACGAAUACCAUAUCCUCAAACCCUAAUACCCUCUGCGCGAUCACUCCGAGCGAGAUAUGGGCGCUUGCAGGGAUUUGGUUGGAGGAUCUCAUGGAGGACGCCCUUUUGGAGGUUGCCAAACGCACAAUCUCAACCACAAAUCCGGAAAACAAGGCGGAUUCCGAAUUAUGCCAUGCCAUUCGUAAAGAAGCCAUCCAUCGCGCUCGCAGCACGACUUUAUACUGGGCGGCUCUCCAGGAGGUUCCUAUUUUUUCACCUUCCCUUGCGGAUGGAGAUAUUAUUGAUUAUAUUAUCACCAAUAAAAAUGAUACCCUUAACCAUAAUCCCAAUGUUUUUUCUACUUUACUUAAAUUAGACCUUGUACGGGAUCUUUCACUAAUUAAUCGGAUGGCGAUGUUUAGCAAAUGCACCGGAAUGAUUAUCUGCGGUGGGGGCGUGAUAAAACAUCAUAUCGCAAACGCGAAUUUAAUGCGGAAUGGCGCGGAUUACGCCGUUUACAUGAGUAAUUCGCACGAAUUCGACGGUUCCGAUGCCGGUGCGCGGCCCGAUGAGGCCGUUUCCUGGGGGAAAAUCCGCAUUGACGGGCGCAGUGUGAAGGUUUUUGGUGAAAUCACCACCAUCUUUCCCCUUCUUGUGGCCCUGGUCUUUUUGCCGCUCGUCCGUCAAGCCAAAGAAAGAGAACUAUCAAACAAAAGAACUUGA